UCUCGCCGAGAAAGUCUACAAUCCAUGAGACAAGAUAGUAGAACUUCUCGUCGUGAAAGUCUACAAUCCAUGAGACAAGAUAGUCUUCAUGAAAGUCAACAACCUGUAAUACAAGAUAACAGAACUUCUCGCCGAGAAAGUCAACAAUCUUUUAGAAGAGAUAGCAGGGCUUCUCAUCAAGAAACAAAUGUCGAACGUUUUCAAAAUAUAUUACCCUCAACACCAGAACAUGAAGAAACUGAUACUUCUUCUUUAAUUUCUAUUUCUAAUAAACCUCCUCUUCCUAAAAAAUCAUCUUCAAGAUUUCGAGAAAGCAAAGUUCCUGGAACUUGUUUAACAUGUAGAGGAAAAAUCGCUGAAGGAGGUUAUUGUACACAAUGGUGUCAACCUUGUGAAAGUCGAAAAUUUGAAAGAAAAUUUGGAACUUGGACAAGUGGAAGUGAUGUUAUUGAUACUUUAAUUUUAGAAAGUCAAUUGGGCGCUAAAAGUCGUUUUGAUUAUUUAGAAUGGAUACCUUUUAAUAGAUUUAAAGAUGUUCAAUUAAUAGGUUCGGGUGGUAUAGGUAGUGUUUAUCAAGCAAUUUGGUUAGAUGGUCCUAGGGAAAAAUGGGAUAAUAAAUCUAGACAAUAUAUACGUUGCGGUGAAUGGAGGGUUGCUCUAAGAAGUAUAGAUAAUUCUGAAAAUGUCGCUUUGGGCUUCUUUGAUGAAUUAAAAGCUCAUCUUUGUUGCGAAAAUAAUAGCGGAAAUUAUAUUAUUCGAUAUUAUGGGAUAACACAAGACACCGAAACAAAAGACUAUAUGAUCGUCGUACAAUACGCACGUAACGGUAAUUUAAGAAAAUAUAUGAAGAAAAAUCCAACAGGAAUAAUAUGGAAACGUAAAUUAGACAUUUUAUUUGGUGCAGCGACAGCUUUAUAUCGUAUACAUCGUGAAAAUAUUGUACAUCGAAAUUUACAUAGUGGAAAUGUCUUAAUAAAUUCAUAUAUGACAUUAAUAAGUGAUUUAGGUAUAUAUAAUAGAGCUGAUAAUCAUGAAAUGGAUGGAACUUUUGGUGUUUUACCUUAUGUUUCUCCAGAAUUAUUGAGAGGGAAACCAUUAACUACAGCUGCUGACAUAUAUAGUUUUGGUACAAUAAUGUGGGAAUUGGCUUUCGGACGUAAACCGUUUAACGACAGAGCUCAUAAUUUAGAAUUAGCGACAGAUAUUAUUAAUGGAUUACGUCCUGAAAUUAUUGAAGAAAUACCCGAAUGUUAUUUAAAAUUAAUGAAGAGUUGUUGGGAUUCGGAUCCUUUUAUGAGGCCUUCUGCUGAAAAAUUAUAUGGUAUUUUAGGCGAUUGGCUAUGUAAAGCUCAUAAUGUACCAAAUUCAGAAAUUGCGAUGCAGUUUUCGGAAGCUGAACAACGUAGAUUAGAAUCUAUUAAACAAGGAACAAAAUCUUCAUCUACUCCAGAACAAAUUGAAUCACCAGUCCACUCUCCUACUACUUACUCUUCAUUUAAUAAUAUUGGUGAAAAUGUUCAUUCUGAAGCGGCUUUUAAAAGUCGUUACUUAAAAUUUGAGAGUUUACAGGAACCAACUAUAAUAUUUACCAGAACGUAUCAUGCAAGGGAGCAUUUAGCUUUACAAGAAUAUUUAACUGCUGAAACUGAAGCUUAUAAUGCUAAAUAUGAAGCGAUACAAGCUGAUAAUACUGAAAUAGCAGCUGAGAUUUACGAAAUUAUGCAAUACUUGUGAUUGUGUUCUUUUUACGUAUUAAGUAUUUUUAAAAAAAUUAUUUUUAAUGAGAUUCAUAAAUUAUAUUGUAAAUUUUAUCACAUUAUUUUUUCAUAAUCAUUUAUUAUUGUAGC
Rhizophagus irregularis DAOM 181602=DAOM 197198 is the source of this 1847-nucleotide messenger RNA. Lineage: Eukaryota; Fungi; Glomeromycota; Glomeromycetes; Glomerales; Glomeraceae. The record is from RefSeq and is a predicted model, not a curated record.